GGGCGGGGUCGCCGCGCGCAGGAGGAAGGAAGUACCCGCCGGCGCGCUUCCGGGGCCGUGGUGGCUUCGCCUGCGCCCAGCUGCACCAUGGGACCGCUGCCGCGGACUCUCGAACUCUUCUACGAUGUGCUGUCCCCCUAUUCCUGGCUGGCCUUCGAGGUCCUGUGCCGGUAUAAGAACAUCUGGAACGUCAGCCUGCAGCUGCGCCCGACCUUAAUUGCAGGGAUCAUGAAAGACAGCGGAAACCAGCCGCCAGCUUUGCUUCCCCGCAAAGCCCUAUACUUGAAAAAUGACGUUAGGCGCCUGGGACGGUAUCUCCAGGUUCCCAUCCACUUACCCAAGGAUUUCUUCUUUGUGAUCUUUGAAAAAGGAAGUUUGACAGCCAUGCGCUUCCUCACCAUCGUGAAACUGGAGCACCCGGAGUUGCUGGAGAAAGUGUCCAGGGAACUGUGGAUGCGCGUCUGGUCACGGGACGAAGACAUCACGGAGCCCCAGAGCAUCCUGGCCGCUGCAGAGAAGGCUGGCAUGUCCACGGGACGAGCCCGGGAACUUCUGGAAAGGGUCUCAACACCACAGGUGAAGAACCAGCUCAAGGAGACCACUGAUGCAGCCUGCAAAUACGGGGCCUUUGGGCUGCCUGUCACUGUGGCCCACCUGGAUGAUGAAACCUACAUGCUGUUUGGCUCUGACCGGAUGGAGCUGCUGGCACACCUCCUGGGUAAGUUACAGGUUCAUGCUGAGCUGCCCUUGACCCCACCGCUGCGUGCUAUCAGUUGCCCAGAAGGAUGGAUUCAGAGCACAAAAAAGGACGUUCUAGGCCCUUCCAGUAAUGGAGCCUCAUACACACACAGGUGUGCCUGAGGUGGAAUGGGGAGGGGGCCGCCUUCUCCCACAGGAGAGAAGGAAGCCUCUGUACCUUGAAGCCAGGCGGAGCUCGUCCUAGAGGACCCCCCGGGGCCUGGGCGGCCAGCCUCUGGCAUGAUUUUCUCCAUCCAGGAGAGAAGUGGAUGGGCCCUGUGCCUCCAGCUGCAACUGCCAGACUUUAAGGAAGCCCAGAAGCAGCACAAUUACUGGUAUAAGAAGCAGACUAUCUCCCUACCCCUCCUCCACCGCGGGGCCCUGGGAAUCUGGUUUCCUGCUCAUAGAGGUUCCUCUCCGGCCCUGGGGGAUGCCGGCGAGGGGCUCUGCAGUACACCGUCUACCAUUAUCUCACGGCUGCCGUUACUUCUGUGCCUCACGAGUGCCUUUCGAGAGCCCCAAACUGCUUCCCACAAAAUAAACCUAAUGCCAUCAGGCAUCAUA
Molecule: messenger RNA, 1302 nt
Organism: Lagenorhynchus albirostris (white-beaked dolphin)
Lineage: Eukaryota; Metazoa; Chordata; Mammalia; Artiodactyla; Delphinidae
Gene: GSTK1
Product: glutathione S-transferase kappa 1
Exons: 7
Coding region: 88-861 (257 amino acids)
Biological process (GO): glutathione metabolic process
Cellular component (GO): peroxisome; mitochondrion
Molecular function (GO): glutathione peroxidase activity; glutathione transferase activity
Source: RefSeq, a predicted model, not a curated record